AGAUGCCUUCAUCUUUCACAGACUGGUUUUUUGUUUUGUGGUUUGACGAUUCUUUAAAGAGGAUAAAUGAAUUUGCCACACUUAAAUCAAAUAGGAACCAGAAAAUAUAUGUCCACCAACGGUUGCAGCGACGAUAGGUCAUAUACUGUGUCCUUAUCUGGUCAUUGCGAUCUACAGCAUUCAUAAAUUUGUUGUAGUUCGAAAGUUGGAUUGGGCACAUAACUGGAACUCUUGUUCCAUCCCUCUGCUUUCAAGCAACAGAUGAAAUUUUGGCAGACGGGUUGACGUUGGCCGAGAGAAUCCUCACUAGCUUUCGAGACUUUUUCUCUCGCCAUGCCACAACUGACAAAGCCGAUCCCCCUUUCUGAAACUGGAUGUAAGAUCCAGCUUCCUUGCAUAUUUUCUUUCCUUUUAUUUCUUGUGGGAAUCCUUUGGCAUUUGACUUGAUCGUGCCACACAAGUAAACUCCUUUUUUGAAACGUUCCUCCACACCCGCAACAGUGGUGAAAUUGUUAUCGGUGUAACCGUGGUGUCCCUUGUUUUCAAUAUUUUCGGUCAGCUCCCUUUUUGACCUAGAUUUUUCUCUAGCUCUUUGCCUGUGGGUUUUCCUGUGUAAACAAAAAAUUCUUUACAGAAACCAUUCAGUGAGUCUGCCCUCAUUCACACUUUGAUGCCGUAUUUUGUUGGUUUGGCAGGCAAAUACUGCUUCAAGCUGGAACGCCCUCUAAACUUUAUCAUGGCCUCAUCAAUAGCAAAACAUUUAUGAGGGUUAUAUGCUUUCAAGCAAUUUUUGCGAGCAGCAUCAAGGACAGGUCUCACUAAAAAGAGUUUAUCAAAGUGUGGCGAACUUUUGGGAGGCAUUGUUGUCCUAUCAGCAACAUGAAAAUAUUCGUUAAUUUUUUGGAAUCUAUUCCUCGACAUCAGAUUUGAAAUAAAAGAAUUUCCAAAUACUGAUUUUUUGCUCCAAUAUUGCCCAAAUGAUGGAAAGUUCACAAUGCUCAUAUAAACUCUGACUCCCAGAUAAAGUUUGACUUCUUCUACAGUUGUUUGAUACCAACCGUUGUCUGGAACCAAUGGAGAAUGGCGUUUGUGGAGAGCAUACUUGUUCGUCUCAGUGCUAAUGUGAGCGUACAGUUCCUUUGGAUAGAGAAGUUCGAAAAAGUCAAUUUCACUUGCAUCUUCACCCAGAGAUUUUGUUGGACCAACUGGUGAAGUAAACUCUACAAAAUUGUCGAAGUCUUUCAAAUUCUUUGUCCAAUUGCCCUCUUCUGUGAUGAUUUCCUCAUCACGCUCUUCCCUCUCACUAUCUUCCGUGUCGCUUAGGCCUAGCGAAUCAGCUGAUGAACCAUCAAUGUCUAUAUGGCUCUCUUCUUCGACAUCAACGCCCCUCCAUCUCUCCACCAGUUCGAAAUUCAGUUCUUCAUCUAAGAAGCCAUAAAUUGGUUCUUUGUCCAUUUGAAUUGAAUUAGCCAAUCAAAUACAGUUUUCGUAAAAAUACCAUUGUUUUUCAAGGACAACUGUAGUCGCUAUUGUACUGAAGAAAAUGUGUGACAACUACAGUUGCUAGCAGGGGAUGACGACUAUAGUCGCUAUGGGAGUGAAUGAGUUAAUAGAACAACAGCAAUAUUUCUUCUUGAUUUAGAGGAGAAAAUGUAAAUGGAGAUAGUGAUUGCGGUUAUUUGCUGGAAGGCGGCACAAGAGCUGUGGGAUGGCUUUUGCAACAGAUUGAAAAAGAAAUUUGCAAAAAAUAGGUUGACAUAAACAAAGAGCAAGAAUCUCGGAAAAGAAAGAAGCCAGCAACAUAGGAUAUGUCUUGGUAAUAAAUGUGUUAAAAUAUUACCUGUUGUAACCUUUGUUUGAGGAAUUUAUCUUCAAAUCAAUGAAGAUAUUUCUUAAUCUUUGGAAUACCUUUGAAACUUUACUCAUGUAACGGUUUGGCUUUCGUAUUUAAUCAAUUUUUGUAAUAUUCCUGUUACAUGUUAUAGUCACAUGUUCUGACAAGAACCCUUAUCGUUACAUUUGCUGACAGGAGAAGGAUGGUGGUGAAGUAGAGAAGUAGAGUCGGAUGGUGGUGAAGAGAAAUUAGGCUGAAGGAGGAGAUUUCGUUUGGACUUUGGCCCGAUAUCGAUGCUUUUUCUUGUGUUGCUGAUUAUUGCUGUUUUUUUUAAACGUUUAUUUUGUCACUGUUCCCGAUACCCUUGAAUAAAAGAGAAACACGUGGUGAUGGAAUUCUUGAGGUUUAAAGGACGUUUUUUUCUAGAUUGUAGUUGAGCGUGUGCUGGCCAUGGAGGGUUGCAGCAGAAGGGCAGCUGAUCCUUCAGAUUAGACUUUAUUUUCAAAGGAUGUCGUUUUGAAUUGGAAACAUCGGGCGAUGAAGUAGAGACUACCUUCGCUUGACAGUUUUGCCUCCGUGCCUUAAUGACUCUUUAGACUUUUUACUUUUAGUCAUUUUUAAACUUUGAGAAUUUUCACCUCAGUGUAUCUACAUUUUAAGUAUCUACAGAGGGGAUAGUGUAACGGUUUGGCUUUCGUAUUUAAUCAAUUUUAGUAAUAUUCCCGUUGCGUGUUAUAGUCACAUGUUCUGGCAAGUCAUGCUGUGUAAGUGAACAACGCCUUUUUAUGGCAAUGUGCUUGUCUUUCAACAUGUAGUGUUGUCUUGUUGAUUAGCUUCGGUUUAUUUUAUUUGGUUAUUAGUUUGUGUUGAUCACGUUAUAAGUUAGUCUUACUAUUUUUACCAUAGGGAUAACAUCAAAUAACGAGUAUCUCUUGUGUGCUAUCUAUUUGGGGCUAAGGCCCGUUGGCCUAGCCCAUUGCUCCACUAACGAGCUUGGUUAUUAACUGGUUCUUCACCGUCAUAACAAGAACCCUUAUUGUUACACUCAGAUCAAGACCCUGCUGAUGAGUCCAAAUUAUUUCAAUUGCUAAUGAAUGAACUUGGGGUAAAGAGACUUAAAAAACAAGGUACAGGUGACAAGCAAAUGGAUUAACAGAACAAUCAAAUAACGGAACUAUCAAACAAUACUUACUGUUCACAUAGAAGAUUCUAAGGUCUGGGAUCUGUGGAUGAGAGAAUUGGCAUAUUGUUAUAAUAGUUCUGUCCACACUUCAAGGAGAUAUAGUCCAGCUAAACGCAUUUUUGGGGGAGGAAAGUACAGAAUUCCUCUGGAUAUUCUUUAUGGGAACUUGAUGUCAUAUUUUGGUAGUGAAAACUUUGCAAUAAAUCAAUUUGAGAGUGAAUUUUGAAAAAUAUAUAUAAUUGCUCAUGAAAAGAGGAAGGCCAGACAAGCAAAAGCUGCAACAUAUAUUGAUAAGAAGAUAAUUGACUCUGAAUUAAAUGUAGGAGAUAAGGUUUUUAUAUGCCUACCGAAACUUUAGAUCUAUCGCAUAUUUAUAACCGAAACUUUCCGAUAUCUACCACAAAGUUGAAGCCAAAAUGGAUUGGACCAUAUGAAGUAGUCAGGAAUGAGCAUCCUUAUUAUGGCGUUUUGAUUGAGAAGACAAGGGAUCGAUUGAGGAAAGUAACAAAGAACUUCAGUAAAUCAGAAUUAAAUUUUUACUUCAAGUCUAAUGGCAACAAAGAAAAUGACACAGUUGAUAUCGAAUCAGAUGAUGAUGAUGAUUAUGACAACGAUAUUGAAUAGGGAAAGCAGCCUCAAUAUAACUUACAAAAUUGAUGAGGCAAUUAAUAUUUAUCGUCAUUAAUUAUGGAAUUAAACUUUGCGUAAAAUAAAAAAUCCAUAUUUUUAUAUACAUUCGAUUGUCUUAGGCCUAAUGGUAAAAAAAAAUUAUUGGAAGUGAUCGAUCUUCUUUGUAGUGAACAUGUAGUCUUAUUAUAAGGGGGGAGGAAUUGUUGUGGUUGUUGUGUUGUUGUGUUGUGAUUGCAGCUGCAUGUCAUUCGGGUGAUUGGUUGUAAUAAAUAGUACAGUACUUAUUCAAAUUUUCGGAUUUCUAGGGACUCAUUAUUUCAAGAUUUGUGUGGAUAAUCAGAAAUUCUUGAUAAUUGAAAACAUACAAACAACGGCAGAAACCAACAUAAAUAAACAGGAUGAUUGUUGUGAAAGUUUAUUUCAAAGCACACAUUACAAUCUAAUGCACUCAAUACUCUUAAAAUACUCAUAAAAUAUUUAGAAUGGAGAGCAACAAGAAUUCUCCCCACAUAUUAUAAAAAAUUAUGAACAAUUUCCCAAGGUUUUUCACAUUUUUUACGACCUGCUAAUCGAAGUCCAGAUAAACAGUGGGUCGGAUAAUUGAAUAAUUACUGUAUCCUAUUUUUAAUUGUAUUUAACACAAGUACAUAUUUUUAGAGAAGGAUUUUUAAGAGGUAUUCAGGAAACGUUUUAAGGAUAAUUUCAAGAAAGCUUUAAUGGUGUAUAAAUAAUCCUUUCAAAUAGUUACAUAUUCACUAAGUAUUGUCAUUAAGUAUACCAUAAUUGAUUUUAUAUUUGAUUGAAACAAUUCUGUUUCUACUUGAAUCAAGUCUACCAUAGCUGACACACAAAUAAACUUGAAAAAUGGAUCGUGUUUUACUUAAAAAAAGGAAAUUGGGAAUAGGGGGCAUGCAAUAUAUUAGAAUUAAGUGUUGUUUAUGUUUGGAACAUAACGCCUUUUCACUGGAUUCUUGCAGACUUUGCAACAUGAUAUCCUCUUCUUGACUUUGAAUAUUCAUGAUUACAAGCAAAUUUUAUGAAUAACAAGCAAAUUUUAUGAAUAAAAAUAUGAAUUUAGACUGAAUAAAGUUUUGAAUAGGACCCAAGAGCCAUCUGCAAUUAAUUAGAUUCCUAGAUUAGAUUCCUUGAUUCUUUUGCUAACACGAAAUAUGCGAAUAACACGAAAAGCUGACUUUUUAUUAUAACCUAUUGACUUCAUAUACAGAGUAAGGUUUGUUUAGAACAAAAAAUUUGGUUGCUAUGCGACAUGAUGUCACACUUUAGUUCCCUAUGAUGUUUUGGCGUGGUUCCUUGUCAAUAAUUGAGAUCGAAUUGUGCCAUAAACAUCUUUUAAACAAGAAGAACCCUUUUUCAGUUAAAAAAUUCUUUUUGAGUCUUGGGCCAUCCCUGGGAAAAUCAAAACCUCUAGAGAAAGUCAGCACCUGUGCUCAAAUAUAUUGAAUUUGCUUUAAUAAAAGGAAAUUCUUUUAAAUUAAGAAAAUGACUUGAGUCUCAAACUUGCCUUUAUACCAGUCAAAAGAAAAAUCUGAAAAGUACAUUUUAGUUGUUUUGAUAAAAAUUAAAUGUGGUCCAAUUUAUUUCCUAUAUAGGAGAGAGGAUAGAGAGCCCAGCACCCAUUCAAGGGUCUGUCGCUGUCAUUUCAGAAAUGGAGUGUUUUGGGCCUGAAAUUUAUGCCAGAGAUGCUGAAAAGAUUUUUCCAUCCUCUAGUAGCAAGCCACAAGUCAAAAAAAGAAAACAGAGCGAUGAAGCAACAAUUGCAGAUAUUGUAGCUAGGUUUUGAGAAAAUGAGCAACAACCAGUUGUUGAUCAAGAUGUGCUUCCCCUUAACGAAGUUAUACUAAAAGCUGAGCUGGAACAAACAAGGAAUGACCUGGCAGAAAGAAAAGAAGGAGCCUCUUACAAAAAAAAAAUUAUGCUGCAUGCACUCUUAGUGAAGAGAUCAUUUGCAUGGAAACUGGACUGCCCACCAAAGAAAUUUUCCAAAUUGUUGUCCGUCAUGCAGAAAGAUUUAAAUAAUCAAUGGUGUAUUAUGCAGGGUGGAAAGUUGUCAGCAUUUCAUUUGAGGAUCAGAUUUUCAUUACACUUAUGAAACUUUGUCAAAAUUAUACAUACCUACACUUGGCUCAACGUUUUUUUUGCUGUGUUGCUACAAUUUCAAACAUUAUAUUCGUUAAUAGUAUAGUAACAUAUAAUAUUAACAGUGCUAAACUAUUCUGAUGGCAUUAACAUAGUGUACGCUACCAAAAUGUACUGUGUAGAUAAAACUUGCACCCCAAAAAAAUUUCCUGAAACUGUGCCUUGACGAUCUCGGAGAAGGAGAUUGUGAACAAGUCUGGGUUGCUUAGCAAAAUGGAAAUUGGAGACUUUAUACCAGCAGAAAAAAUGUUUUCGAUACACGAAAUGGUACCUUUGGGAGUUUCUGUUAAUAUUCCACUUUUUUUGCAACAUGGAAAAUUUACAGAAAGUGAAGGUGCAGCAACAAAAAACAUUGCAAGGUGCAGAAUUCAUGUCGAGCAUGUAAAUGCAAGGCUGAAAGAUUUUAAAAUACUUGGAUUUGUGCCACCCUAUGUACAAAGCCAUAUCGACACCAUCUUUGAGCUUUGAGCAGCAUUGGUUAACCUGCAGUUUCCUUUAAUUAAAGAAUGCUGUGAAUCAACUGACUUUGAUUUUUUCCCUAAAUUUAUUGAUAUAUUUGUAACAUAGCAGUAGAAACAGUUGUAAGUUAAAGAAGCAACAUACCAAUGUAUUUUUUAAAACAGUUCAUCAUUCAUUAUUUUUGGUAGGAUGUUGCCAAAAUAAAAAUUCUUUACCUUUUCAAUAUUUUUCUCCCAAGAAGGAUCCCUAUUUUUUUGGUGAUUUCCAAUCAUGAUAGUGUCCACACAACAAAAUAGCAGUUGUUUCUAUUUGUGAGAUACAUUUCUCCUUGUACCUGAUGCCAAUAUAAACGAUCUUUCUUCAAAAGAUACAAGGAUCCUUCCUUUUGUAGACGUAAUGUCUUGCUUUUUAGUGCCUCUUCAAGUGCCUGAUCUUUUUUCUGUAUAGGGGCACUUAACUUCAAAAACAUGAUCCAAAAGUACUAAACCAUCAUGCGAAGCACCAAAAACCCAAGAAGAGUCAAGCCAUAUUCCUGUGCUCACAAGCUCUAGCUUGGUUCUUUUAGAGAAUGCACAAAUAGCCUCAGCUUCAGAUUUAACUCCAGAUAGAUCAUACUUUCAAAGAAUUUGUUUAAUUAAGGAAGGUGUUACCCUCUUGGCAUUCAGGACUAAGCCAAACCUACUUGUUGUUAGCCUUUCUUUUCUAACAAGAUGCCACUGUGGAUUUUUCCUCCCUCCAACAGUAAGUUGACUAGCUUGCUAGCUGACUAAUCUCCUGUUAGUUGACCAAAAGUUUGCAUUUUAUAAAACCAAGCCUUCCAAGAAAUGAAGAAUUUCCAGUCUUUUGCUUGAAAAGACAACUUCUUUGACCAAUUUUACUUGAGCCUUCUCUUGCUUUUGAGGCUCAGGACUUAAAAGCCACCACAGGCCUGUAGAUCGGCCAUAAUUACACAAAUCUGCAUAAAGUGCAAAUUUAUCUUCAUCAUCUGGCUCCCUUGUGAGUGGAACAUAUUCUGGACCUCUCGGUUGAUAAAGUUCGGAUACUACAUGUGUGGAAAAAUUGUCCGUCUUCUGCUUUUUCCAUGAACACUCCACAUCCGUCACACUAAUGCUGUUGAUGGUAUGAAUAAAAAGGGCAGCUGCAUGGCUACACUUGAAUUCACCUCUAGGGCAUUCACACUGUGUUGAUUUUAUUAAGUAGCUCUCAUCAACAUAUACCUGAAAAAAUAUAUGUAUUCAAACAAGAAUGGAUUUUUUCAACAGAUGGAAUAAUCAUCAUAAUUACUUGUUGGAAAAGGUCAGAAUAAUAUUGAUAUUUCAAUUAGAUUUUUUUAAUAGAUACCAUAAAUCUUAAAUUUUUUUACUCCAUCUUUAAUGAGCUUCAUGCUGGAAUAGACCCAACCCAAACUGUGAAUUUUAGCAUUUUCAUAUGUUCACAUGGUAGCUAAUUUAUAUACAGCACACUCCAGUAUAACAUAUUAAUUAAAUCCAUAAUCAACCAUCGAUAGGUAUCAAAUUAAAACAAAACAAAAAUUAAGCAUUUUCACAAUUUUGGAUAUAAAAUCAGCUGGCAAAUCAAGUGAAACACACUUCGAAACUGACUUCGAGAUAAUAUUUAAAAGCCAUCUUCCCCCUCUCCGGUAUAAACACCCCUUCGAAUUUGGCCUCAUCCAAAAACGCCGCAAUUUGACAAGCCCCUCCCUAAAUGAGUCUAAUUUGAGAAUUUAUGGUAGCAUUCACAAAUCAUUUUACAAAGGUUGAACUCUGGAAAUCAGUGCCCAUCAUGGGCAGUGCCAUUUACACGAAUGUACAACUAAAAAAUAUUUAUCCAUAGUGUGGGUUCAACUCAUUCUGACCUGUUACAUUUAUAAGGGCUAGGAAGCUAAAAAAUCUAUAAUUUCUGGCCAACAGCUUUUGAUUUAAGUUGUAUGACCCAAGAGUAGUGGAAAAAAAGCUUAUUGAAGAUGCGCUGGAAGGACGAUUCCGAUUAAGGCCACCUUUUUAGCAGGGCAACGGCAUUAUGAAUCGAUAGAAAAUCGGACCACUUUAUUAUCUUGUUGGUCCAUCGUUGAUAUAAAUAAGCCACAAACUUUUUAAACCCUUUUUAGGCUAGAUUUUAUUCACUUAUUAUCAUAAACCUAAAUCUAACUAAAGUUUUAGAGACUGCAGGCAUCAGUAAAUAUUAAAAACUCAUCGUAACAUAGACCUUGCCCUUCAUGCUAGCGCGAACCUCACCUUUCAGAACUCCAGGAAUGUAUGCAAUAGACUCUACAUGUCCAAAUUUUUAAUGAUUUUGACCUCUAGAAAUCGAUUUUCUUUCGCCUUCAAAGAAUAUACACAGAGAGGUAAUAAAGAACGCCAUAUUUGUUGGUUUGUUUAGAACAGAAAUUUGGUGACGGAGGCAACGUGACGUAUUCACUUUGCCACUCUAUUCUGUGUCAAAACAAAGAUGGUGUCAGGCAAUUAUUCAUCAUCAUCAUCAUCAGCUCCAUAGCCGAGGCGGCCGUGGGUGCACCCAGUUCGUGAUAGCCUUUCUACAGCCUUCCCGAUCAACCGUCAUACUUCUCAAGGUGUUGCCUCUUUCUCCCGUCCACUCAGUAAUAUUCCCUAUCCAGUUUCUCUGUGGUCUCCCUCUGCCCCUGCUUCCCUCCAUUCCGCCUUCCAUCACAGCUCUACCAGUUCCUCCUCCACGAACCAGCUUCCUCCUCUUCACCACAUCCAUCACAUCUUCCGGUUCAUAUCCACAUAUCUCUUUGAUCUUAUCCAUUAUCCACUCAUUUGUCUUCCUGUCUUUCCAAGUUACUCCCAAUAACCGCCUGUAUGACUUUAUCUGCAUUGCUCUUAUUCUUUGCUCAUCUGCUCUGCUUAUCAUCCAGCUCUCACAAGCAUACAGCAGGUUUGCCAACACUAUGGACCUCAUUUGGAAAUCAGAAGAUGUAACAAUGAAGAACAAGUUGAUGCUGCUGAGGUCCAUAGGCAAUUAUUACGGUGAUAAAAUUUUGAAAAGAAGCAAAAAUGUUAAUGCCAUAUGGAAGCAAAAAAUCAUUGGUUUCCUAUCAUUGGGCACCAUGGAUUUUUGGCCACAUCUUUCCUAUCGAUGGUAAACGCCCUUUUUUUAUAAAGGAAGCCACUCCUUAGCAUUUCAUUUUUUAAAGGCAUUUGACACUGUCAAUCACCAAAUUUUAUUGUCUAAGCUUGAACAUUAUGGGUAAUGCUGUAAUGAAGUAAUGAAUAAUACGACCAUUGCAAAAAUCAAAUGGUCUAUAUUUUUUUUUAUUCUUGCUGACAAGUUACUAACUGUUCCAAUAAGAAGCAAAUGCCUCUUGUUGUCAGAAAUGUUGAUGGUAGUAAUAUUAUCCAAGAAAAAUUCAACAAGUUCAUUUAUUACGAUGAAAGUGUAUCAGGAGAAACCCUUAAAGAUAAGAUCAUUGACUGUUUGGUAAAUGAAUUGAAUCUUGAAAUUGAAAAAAGGUAUGGUCAGUCUUAUGAUGUAGGUGGUAACAUGGCUGGUAAAUACUAUGGUGUAGCUGCCCUUAUUAUGAACCUGAAUACUUUGGCACUGUUUACCCACGGUGCAUCUCACAGGCUCAACUUGUGCAUUUCUGCUGCAUUUGAUGGGAGAUGCCAUUUUUAUAUAGGAAGCCACUCCUUAGCAUUUUAUUUUUUAGAGGCUUUUAGAGGCAUUUGACACUGUCAAUCACCAAAUUUUAUUGUCUAAGCCUGAACAUUAUGGCAUCCGUGGAUGUGCUUUGGACUGGUUCAAAUUUUACCUUUUUCAGAGAAACAAUAUGUGUCAAUUAAUGGACACAAUUCCAACCUGCUUACAGUGAAUUGCAGUGAUCCUCAAGGAUCAGUUUUGAUGAUUAAACUAAAUAAAGCCACAAAUAUAUUGCACAAGUCACAGGGCAAAUGGCAGUAACUGGACUAAGGCAGGCAUACUUCGUUGUAUACAGAAAUAAAUGUAUUUUUGUAGAGAAAAUACAAUUUGAUGAACGUCACUGGCAAAAAAUAUGCCCAAAUCUUAUGAUGUUUUUUAAAACAUAUAUCCAAAGGUACUUGCUUGGAAGCAUUGAAAUAUUUACUUGUCCAAUUUGUGAAGAGCCAUUUCUAAAUGAAAAAGAGCUUGAUUCUUUUUAAGAAAACAGCAUUCGAUGUGUCAUAUGUGAUGCUUGGUACCAUUGGGGAUUGCAACAUUGAAGAAGAAAGUGAUGCGUACAAGGAACACAGAAUACAUGUAUCAAAUAGUAUAUUACUUGCUACACAUUACCUAAAGGCGUCAAAUAUGCCUCCAUCUUCAAAGAAGCCCUACCCUUGAAUAAACCCCCCACCCUAUAAUAAUUUAUCAAAGUUUACAUCUAGAGGUUUAUUAAAGGACUUAGGAGUAAUGCGAUUAACAUAAACUAAUAAUUUGUUUUUGUAGAAAAGAAUAGUUAACAAGUGAUAGUGUUAUGAUCAACAAUAUGAAAAUAUGUUUUGUACAACAAGCUUUUAGCUUGUUAUAUGAAAAAGGUUGAAUGUACACGAGAGGGCAUAGUGCUCAGUGGUCUCAAAAACUUUCCAAAAUCAUGAUAGUACAUUGUCAUCACUUCUACUAGCCAGUUGUUUACCAAGAGGAUUACUGCAUGUUUUAGUUAAAAUUGAAUCUUUUUACUUGAAUAGCUAAAACAGGCUAGGUAGAAUAUAUAUAUAUAUAUGUCUUAAGGGGUUUUAUUUUGAAAAUUAUUCUCAAAUUAAGCACUUUUGGCUAUGCAGAACCAAGUUUGCUAAACCUCUGGAACUGUCGUUAAAGAGUGAAACAUAUCAUUGGCUAUAUUCUCUUAGAAUACAAUGACGUUAUUAUAUCAUCAGAACAUGUUAUCAGAACAAAGAGGUGGCAUAAAAUUUGUUAGAACUGCACAAACUGACACAAUGUUAUCAAUAAGAGGAGCAAAGAAAGAGGCAUUCAUUUUCAAUAUGCGAAAAUUCUUCAUUCUUCCUAUUGCUAGCUCAACAUUUAUACGCACAUUUGUUAUCCUGGAUGUCUGUUGAACACCAUUUUUUGCCAUUUGCAGUUCCCUGUGCUUUGAAGGAGGAAUUGCAAGAGUACACUGAUAAAAGGCCAAAAUGUCUCUUAUUUUGAACCCUCUUGGUCUCCUGGUUGGAGCUCUCUAAAAAAUCCAGCAUUUUUUACAAUGUGGACAUCUGUAGCUCUACCUCCACAACAACCUGAUAGGUAGCUUAUGGCUCCAUUUGGGGUUAUUCCAACCAAGUAUUUUACUGUGGAAUGAUGCUUGUAAUUUGACCAGCAGGCAGCAGCAUUGUCUAGGCUUGAUGGUGUCUUAAUGAACAGUUCAGAGCAGUCUACCAUUACACAAUAUUUCGGGCAGUACUUUCUGAACAUGCUGGGUAUGUUCUUUGAAUAAUAUGCCUAUCUGUCCAAUGAAUGAACCAUUUCAUUUCAAGGCACUUAAUGGCGGUCAAGUUGUAAAAAUACAACUCAAUUAUCCUUUUGAAACCAUAAAUCUCUGAGCCAAAUCAUUGUGAGCAAACCUAAUCAAGGACACAUUAAUAGCGAUAGUAGCUUUUGAUCCACUGAAAGAGAUCUUAACGUAGCAUUUUUCAAGCCUUACUUGAGAAGUAUUUUUCUUUCCCUUCCAACAGUGCAUUUUUGUAACCUUUAUGAAAGUAAUUAAAAAACCAGCUUGAAAAUUGAUGAAUUUCAAAGGCCUGUAAAAAGGUAACAUCACAAUCUCUAUUCAAAUCAGCAAAAACCAUGGCUGAUUGGGAUCGAAGCACUGUAAAGCUUCGGAAGAUGGUGGCUGAGCAACAUCAGCCAUUCAGUUCUGUCUGCUUAGCCGCUUUUUCGGAAAAGGCUUUGAAGCACUUGUUUUUUGAGAUUUGAAGACCAAUUGGUCCCUUUUCCACCUCCUUCACCCACAACCUUCUCUUCUUGGCAUCUUUUGGAAAGUAAUAAAACUUCAGCUCUUCUAUGUUGCUUCCCUUAACUAUCUUGUCUGGAUAUCUUGAAUCGUUAUUACAGCCCUCAACAUAACAACCCAACUUUUGCAUCGUAUCAGCCGUAAUCAUUUCAAUAAGCACACUUUGGUCAAGGGGGAUCCCACUUUGCUUGAGCCGCCUUGUUCCUGAGAUUGACUCUUAACUCUCGAUUUUUAUGUUGCGAGCUCGACCCAGAAUUAAAAGGUAAGUUUUGUUCAACACAUUUGUAAUACAGUGUUAUAAACUUAAGCCUGGUUUUCAUAUAUCGUAAUUCGUCGGCGAUGAUCCCCAAUGCACAGCACUCCCGAUGGUCCGGGACUAUUUCCGACGGUCGGGGACGAUCCCGAAGGUCGGAGAUGUUUCCUGAUGGUCGGGGAUGAUCCCCGAUGCGAAAGACAGUAUUUGAGCGCCAAAACUACAGUUUGGGAACAUGGCUGCUGAUAAAGGCCAGUUAGAAAUCCAAGGUCAACUUUUGAUGCCAAUCGCUCUAUUGCGAAAGAAAAAGCGGCUACUGCAAGGCAAGAAAUACAGGAAGAAGAGAUUCUGGGUCAGAAAAAUAUUUUCUGCUCGUAAACAGUUCGGCCAGUUUGAAACGCUUGUGCAGGAAAUGAGAAUGGUGGACAGCAGAGGAGUGUGUUGAGAGUGGAUCAAUAUCUUUAAAAAGGAUGACCACCUCUGAACACACUGAAAUGCUUCCCUUCAUUACAAUUUAUGAUUUGCAACAUUUUCUUGUUGAGAUUUGCAACAUUUUCUUUGCCUGGGGAAAAGGACCCUGCAAUGUUUAACAAUGAAAUAUGGGUUGUUCUUGCAGGGGACAAAGGUGGUGGCUAUGUUACGUUUCACGUGAAGGCUGUUAAUAGCAUCAAUUCUGGUUCUGUGGACAAUGUUCAUCUUUACACCAUGUUUGAAGGAGCUGAUACUCUAGAAAAUAUGUGGAAAGUAAUGGGCAUUUUCAGAUAGCAGAUUGUUGCUAUUCAGAAAGAUGACUUCAGCAUUAAUGGUAGGAAGGUUAAGAUUUUUCUAGGUGGAGAUUUUCUUGAAUAUAUGCUAGGACACCAGGGCUCUGCAUCAACUUAUCCCAGUAGCCUAGACCAAGUAACCUUGAAGAAUUUAAGAACUCAUGGUGGUAACCCUCAUACACCCUCUUCUUGCAAGAUUCCUCUGAGGUCAAUUGAAGAUUACACAUUAAGCUAUAAUGAGAAACUUUGUGAUGACAGAUGUGAUGGGAAAAAGAGAGAAUGGUAAAAAUCAUGACAGUGUUAUAGAGCAGAUGUUAUUCUCCAUCAGGAGUUUAGAAUAUGUAAUCCCCCCCCCAUUUAACACAUACUUUUUAGGAUAACUAUGCUUUUAUAUAAUUUUUUAUCGAGUGUUUGCCAACAGAUUGAUCUUGAAAGUAACAUUGGAAAUGAGAGUGUAGGUCAUGAUGGUCAGAGAAAGUUGUUGCAGAGGAGUAUGGUGUUGUCUGAGGAAAACCAAGAGCUGGAGAAGAUUGGAGGGGAUGUCAUUGAGAUUGAAAAUCGGAUUGGCAGGAUGAAGCUGUACUACAAGGGGAGUAUGAGAAAAAUGUAAUUAUUUCUCAGUACAGUACUCUGUUGCCCUACAUCUGUAGACAGUGAUAUCAUAUGGGUGCUAUGUGAAACCUGCAAUACUCUAUGUGAAUGUUUCACCCCCUUAGAGGAGCUAGCAUUGGACAAUAUUGAUAGCUUUUCUUGUCUUUCCUGUAGAGGAAUACAGGAGAGUGAUUUGUUGGACAUUUUUUAAGGAAAGAUAACAGAGAGCCUUGCCAAAGAGGAAACAUUAAAAAUGGAGAUUGCUGGGCUAAGUACCAUUUGUGAUAGAUUCAAAUCUUAGAGUUUUAACAUAAUGGGAAAUAGAGAAAAAUUGUUGAAUAAGAGGCUGGAUGAUAUUAAUGUUGUAAGGCAAGCUUAUCAUGGUAAUGUUUUGUUGGAAACCAUUGUAAGAUUAUGAGAAGUUUUAGCUAAUUAUGAGAAUCUUUGUAAUGUUAUUGCAGAAGACCUGACAUUCAUCAUAAGUUGAGGACAGUAUUUAGCAUCUUUGGCAGGAGUACUUAGCACGUUGGGCAAACAAAGUGUGUCUCAAAAUUUUUUUAUUUUCUCUGGUCCGUCUUUUAUACCCAAAUACAGCUGCAGGAGGGUGGAAAAAUUAUUUGCCAAUUUUUGACAGGGUAAAGUUUCAAGAAGAGGAGGACUUUAAAAAAUCUGAGACAGACUUUGGUAGCUUAGGACCUGUACUUCCUGCUGGUCUAAGUCAGAUUCUGUUACCUCAAACGCAAGGGUACAUAAUAGCUUUUGAAGGUGGUACACUUUUUUACCAGUAAAUUCGCAUGGAAUUUUUAUCUGGCUAGAUACGCCAUAAUCUUGUGCAUCGAAUGAUAUAUAGUUUAUCCAGAUUCCUUGAGCCGUUUGGCCUUUCGGAAGGAAAAACCAAUUUUUGUGUUCAAAACGUUUACCGUAACCUUAAUGAGAAACGUUAGGAAAUCAAGGGACAGGAUUUUGCAAUUGAAUUGUGUGUCAUCUUGUCUGUUAAGCUGAAGAUUUAGGCUCGGAGUAGAGAUGGAGAGCCUUCAGGAAAAGCUCCGUUGAGAUUUUCGUGAGACAUGGAACACAUUUUUAAUGCCUUGCCUCUUUACCCCGAGACAUGAAUUGAGGAAGAACUAUCCCCUAAACACAACAAACAUUAAGGAGAGUGGACUGCGGGCUCUACUUAUUCAUCAUUUAAUGAUGUGCCAGUUAUUCAAGGUAAUCUUGAUGCUCAAAGCAAGAAUUUAAAUUUGCAGUGCCAUUUUUUUUACUUUCUUUUUUCCAUGAUCAUGUCAAUAUGUUCAUCAUUUGUUUUGGUUGCUUUUUUAUCAAAUCACCUUGUUCACCUUUUUAGAUUUCUUGACUUUUUUGAAGUCUCCUAGAUAUAUUGCCUGGGAUUUUCAUUUUUUAAUACAGAAUUUAACAGGUAACUCUGGCCCAAUUGCAAGAUGAGCCACUUCUGUUGCUUUUACAAGCUUACAACAACUCUUUAUCAGGGUGGGUGAAACCAGGGGGCACCAGGGUGGUGAAACCAGGAAGGUUUUCUUGGAAGAUAGCAACAGAAUUCCACAAGAGGACUUGCUUGACCAUCUGGACGGUCUAGAAACAACUGCACUUGCUUCUAGACCUCCAAGAUGCGUCUUUAUGAGGCUCUUCCAGAAUCAGAAACAGUCUAAUGGCACUUUUGGAACCUACUUUCAAGGGUAUGACAAACAUUCCGCAUUUCCUUAUGUGAAGUGAUAAAUACUGCAAUCACCUUAAUCUUUCUUUGACAGUAUUAAAAAACAUCCUUUGAACAUAGUAUUGGGCUUGAAAGGUUCUUUGUAGGCUGGCUCUACACGCAAGCCUAAAAAGAUUGCCUUCUUAUCCAUCACAGAGGAUUUCCAUUUAAUUUGCAAAAUGGCCAGAUACAUGAAACUGUCCUCUUUGUAACAAGGAUGAAAAAUGUUUUGAGCCAAUCAGACUGUUUGUUUACAAUUUGAACCAGCCAAUGGUAUAGCGUCAAAGACAAUAGAAAUCUGGAGAGAAAAUAGCAUCGAAUCAGCCGCAACAGUAACGCUCGCACCUCCUAUCCAAAGCUGUGGGGAAAAACCGGCGCCACAAAAAGUUAACGCUGAACGCGAAAAUUGUCAUUAUUGAAGUGCUUCAUACAAUUAUGCAUAGCAAAGGAGUAUAUCUAAAACUUUGCCGUCCCCAUUUUUGAAAUUCGGUCGUUAACCAGAGAUAAGCGAUGAAACGUUUAGCCCAUUAUUGCCCUGAUUGAAUCUGCUUACGUUGGUUAUGGUUGGUUGUACUCCAAGAAAGCGGCAUCAUGUCAUUUUAUUGAAAAACAGGUCAUUUUGAAAUCUUUUUACAGGUCGUUGAUAAAAUUUAAGCAAAAAAGAAACCUUGAAAAAAUUGUGCACAUUUUACUUGUCAUUUCAAAAAUUGCUUGUUUAAAAAUUUGUAAAGUAAAAUUUGAAACCUCUGCAUGACCUGCAAAAGUUUGAAUCAAACCUUCAACUGAAAAAGCUAUUGAGAUAUAACAAGCUACAUUUUUUGAGUUCUCAUUAUCUUAUUGGAAUACAACGAUCAGGGUCAUUAUUGAGCUUAUAUUUUGUAAAGUGGUACAUUCUCCAACUCGUUUUAAUGAAACUUUGCAAAAAUAUUUGAAUAUAUUGACAUGCAAAGUUGGGAAACCUUGAACCUUUCACUCAACAAAGACGCUCUACAUUUUACAGUAAAGAAGAAUACAAUUCUUGAACCCUCAAGCACUUCGUAAGUUCUUCUGUGUUUUUUCUUAAAUGAAUCCGUACUUAAGUCACUAAAAAAACCAGAGGAUUUAUUUCAGUGGAGAAAGAUAGCGUGGGCCGUUGCGUGCUUAGAGAAAACAUUUUAUCGUUUACUGUCUAACGUUUUGAAGCCUUUAUAACAAUUCGUGUCCACAAAAUUCGUUGACAAAUCGCCUAAAAAACUUUGCCAUGAGAAGAACCAUUGCUUGCACCUACAAAAAUACCAAAAACAGGAAUAGGCAUAUGAUUUUGGAAUAAAUAUUUGCAACAAUGCCGCUAUUUUCUCAAGAUAUGCAUUUCUUCUAUACGCAACACUCUAGAACGCACUCAAUGAAAGAAAGUUGACGGACUGUCUUAGGGUUAAGAACAUGCAAGAAAAAGGCAGAAUGAAGGGAAAAAACCCGAGUUUGAUAAUCAUCUCUCCGUCUUACUUUAAAUAUACGACGUACAUACUUUGUAAGUAAAAAAUUAUUAUGGGCUAUCAGACAUUCAAAAUUGCAUUUGUUUCAUUUGGCCCAGCAGUACAUUAUCUAUCCGAUCUUCAUUGGCUCAAAAACAAAUUCCAGUAAAAUUGAUUCUGCUGUGUAUGUCAAAAGACCAAAAAAGAAGUUUAGAUGCUGAGUGCAAACCAUAUCCAAGUUGGCCUUGAAGAUCAGCUGUCACUAAAACAAUGCCCAGAUGCUUUGAAGAUUAAUACCCUUCAACUCAUUGAUUGUACUGAGAUUUAUAUUAAGAAGACGUCUUAAGGCUGAAAUACACGAUCAGUUUUUUUCUGUCAGUUUUGCCCAAAAAAUUUUUUUAUCUGUUUUGCCAUCAGUUUAACUGAAGGCCCGCAUGUUUACACGAUCAGUCAAAAUUCUUCAGUUUUUCAGUUUUGCAAUGGAUAGCGACACAGAACGUGCUGCCUCUGCAAUUAUUAUUGCCCCAAUUUCAAAACAAAAAAAGAGAAGAAAACAGUGGUCCAAAUGGGUAAAACAAUGGCUACAAAGAAGUUUACAACUUAGAAUGUAUGAUACAUUGCUGAGGGAAUUUCGCCAACAGGAGAAGGAUGAGUACAAGAAGUUUUUAAGGAUGAAACCAGAAAAUUUGACUGGGCCUAGGAACAAAUGAUGAGAUGGAGGUGGACUGUAACUGUAAAUUUGUUUCGUUGUGUUGUAUGCCUAACAUUCCAAAUUGGGCUUGAAGUAACAUUUCUUGAAUUUUUAGUUUUGCAAGUUCCCUGUUUCUUAGGCAGCCUUUCCACUAGCCUGGGUUAAAACGUACCCAGGUUAAAGGUUGUCCGUUUUUAAAGCGAGUCAAUAAAAACAGCACUUUUGUUAAAAUGUAUCCAGGGUGAAAAGUUGUAAGAGAAAUCAGUAUUUGCAUCAAAAAUCCUUCAAUUUCUAUCGAUGUAGGCCAAUGGAAGCAACAUCGACAUCCAGGAUUUUGUUUUAUGAUUUUUGGCGCCAUCUCAAUUUUCAAACGUUGCUGUUGUUGCAAGUGGAUCAAAAGUUAUUCGGGUUCGGCAUUUCCAUUAACUCACAGGUGAGUCAAAAGAUACCCGGGUAAAAACUGACCCACUUUGAGACCCGUUUUCAAACUUGUCCGUUUUUCAAGUGGGUUAGUGGGAAUGCGACGCAGAAACGGAUAACUUUUAACCCAGGCUAGUGGAAAGGCUGCCUUAGGUCAGAGACAGCUCCUAAAACUACAGCCACAUGUUUGCCAAAAAUAUCUUCCGGGUCAUCUUUAUUUUCCUUUUUCGAACUGAAUACUGAAACAGCUUGCUCAAGCAAAACAGUUUCUUGUAAUGUCACUCUUUCGUUUUCUUGAGAGUGGUUUUUUUGUUGAGCCAUGACUUGCAACUGAGGCUGUAUCCCCAUCAUUACUUUCUUCUUCUUCUUCUUCCAAAGUAACGUCCUGGUCUGCUGAUUUUUCGUCAUUAAAACCACCUUAUGUUGGCUCCUCUAAAUCGCUCACAUCUUAAUAUUUAAUUUUAGACACCAACUGAAGAGGAAAGGGCAAAAAUAGCACAGGAAUACGAAAAUUUGUGGAAUUUUCCAAACUGCACCGGGUCCCUGGAUGGCAGACAUGUGCAGAUAAAGUAGCCACAAAAUUCUGGGUCCUACUACUUUAAUUACAAAAACGCGUUCAGUAUCAUACUAUUAGCACUAGUUGAUGCCAACUACAAAUUUAUUUACGUGGAUGUUGGUUCUAAUGGAAGGAUAAGUGAUGGUGGAGUAUUCUGCAACUCUUCCCUUGCUUUUUGGAAACAUGUACCUUUCCAUCUGUGGUACAAGCAUUUGGCAUUAUGUAAGGAUUUACCGAAACUACGCUAAGAAACUAGGCUUCUGAUGAAUUUCACGGCCACUGUAAUGAAAUUAUUAUAAUAUUUCGUGUUUUUUUGCAAGCAUUUGCUGUUGAAUACAUCUACAGCCUCGUUCCUAUCUUUUGAAUAUAAAAACUAGUUGAGCCUGAUUUCUCUUAGAUCCAGUGUUAUUUCUGUCAAAAGUAAAAUGUGCUCAAAUUGAAUUUUCUAUACCAAGACAAACAAUAUUUUAGAAACACAUUACCUGAUAGAUUUAUUGAAGUUCCACUUAAGGAUCUUGAUGCAAACGUGAUGUUUUUUCCUAAAACGGUAGAAAGCUGUAUUUCAGAUAACUCCAUCUUAGUUAAGAAAAUAAGCAGUUAACAGAAAAAGACCUGGUCAUCAUACUAACAAAAAACGUUACAAAUCCUUAUUUGAUCAAUAAUGAUAAUAACAAUAAUUAUUUUCUUUGAGGUUGGCGGGAAAAAGCACUAGGUAGGCCAAUCAAGGGUAACCACUAUUGAUGUAAAAAAUAUUGAUAAAAAUUGUCAAUUACAAAUGCACAUAAGAGCUCCUUUUUCUUCUUUACAUUGUUAACAUCUAGAUUAUUGUUCUGUAUUUUCCCCAUAAAUAUUAAUUUCAAGCUAAUAUAUCGUUUUAUUUUAUCUUAAAGAACAUAUGCAGCUUACAAGAAUUUCCCAUGCACGCGCAGGAGUUAUUCACUCUUGGCCGCUGACCAAAUAUGCUAAAAUCUGGAAGAAAUAUGAUUUAAGACACCAUCAAUGGAAGAGGAAUGGGAAAAAAUAGCACAGAAAUACGAAAAUUUGUGGAAUUUUCCAAACUGCAUCGGGUCCCUGGAUGGCAAACAUGUGCAGAUGAAGUAGCCACAAAAUUGUGGGUCCUACUACUUUAAUUACAAAAACACGUUCAGUAUCAUACUAUAGACCCCUUGCCUCAUGACGUCACGACAGAAAGUAAACACUAUGCGCGUGCAUACUCCUAGUCAAAAAGUUUGUAUAUUAUGUUAAGCCGGUAUCAAUUUGAAGGAUUAGAAGGAAAGAACCACGUUAUAAGGCACAUGGAGAGUUUCUGCAUGCGUGUCUUUUUAUUCAUUAUCAUCUGCCUAUGCUGGAUGUAGGUUUUCAGAAAACAAACACAUUGUUAACAAAUUCUCAGUACAGCUGGUUACAGGUUGCCAUGCGUGCACACAUGGCCUAGCUCCAAUAUAAACAUGAACUUGUCUUUGUUUACUGGUCAAAUCUAAAAUGGCUUUAGAGGAAAAGCUUUUAGACUACGUUCUUGGACUUGAAGCUUGCGCUAGAAAGCAUGAUGCUGGGAAACUGACGUUAGCCGACGGCACAGUGCUUCCUGACCCGUUUCUGCUGGAACAGGAAUGGACUGAUAAUAUAUCGAAUCUGCCGAACUUGUCGUGGGGAGACGUAACUCAAUACUUGAUCGAUUCUCACAGUCAGUUUACCAAUGAAGCUAUGAAAGCAUACAAGUCCCUUGAAGCCUACAAUUACUUUGUGUGUGAACAUGUGCAUGACUGCUACCACCACGCAAUACAAGAGAAGAGUGAAUUCUGCUACAUCAAGUCAUUCUGCUAUAUUAACUUUUCAAGUUAUUCAUUUCAUAGCCUUUUUUCUUGAAAUAACCCCUUACCACUGAGAAGAUAGCUAGAUUCAAUCUGUACUUGUAUGGCAGGACUUGGUUCUUCAUGUAGCCAUAUUGCUGCUUUGCUGUUUAAACUUGAAGCCGCUGUACACUUCCGGUUGAAUAAAAAAAGGGCCUGCACAAGUUAACUGUGUGCAUGGAAAGCAUCGAGAAAGAGUGUACAGCCUGCACCAGUGUCAGCAAUCGAUUUUGGAAGACCUAAGAAGCAUACUUGGCCAGCAAUCAGCACAAGAGAUAUACAGGUAAAAAAUUAUUCAUGCAGCGAUCCAAAAACUGGUAGCAAUCCAAUUUCAAAUGAACAAUUGAGUGCACUCUAUAAAAUAAGCCCAAACUUAGCCAUAUUUACCAGUUUGGAUGUGUCAGCUUAUAUUGACAAUGACAGGGCUGGGGCUGCUAAAAAUGUUCACCAUUCAUCAGGAAGUGAUACAGAUAGUGUAGAUGAAACUGAAGAUUUUUGUAUUCCAGAACCUUUAACCAGUCUAUUCCUUCCAUCCAGUAUAAAUAUGUCUGAUGAAGAGCUUUAUGAAUUUGGGAAAUCCAGAUACUACCAAUAUGUUAACAGCUAUCACCAAAAAGUUUAUGAUAACUUGCAAGAAGUACCAAAAAAACAGUCAUUAUCUAAUGCAUGGAUGGUACAUAGAGCUGGAAGAGUUACAGCUUCUGUGUGUUUUCAAGUUUCAAGAAUGAAAAACAACCCAUCCCUUGUAAACUCUAUCAUGCAGUACACUACCUUUACAUCCAGAUUCACAGAAUAUGGUAAAGAAACUGAGCAAUUUGCAAAACAAAAAUUUCAUGAAAUGGAAGGGAACAAUCAUAAGGAUUUAGUUAAGUUUAACGGGGUAGGAUUACAAGUGGAUGCUGACUAUCCAUUCCUUGGUGCCUUCCCCGAUGGUUUGGUCACUUGUUCCUGUCAUGGAUUAGCAGUGUUAGAAGUGAAAUGUCCAUACAAAUUUAAGGAAAGUCUAGAUGGUUGGCAAAAUGACAAAAACUUUCCAAUUGAUGAAAGCCUUGAGAUGAAACAGGAUCAUAAGUAUUACUUCCAAAUUCAGCUGCAAAUGGAUUUAUGUCAAGCUGCAUUUGGUUAUUUUUUCAUAUAUUCAGGUGGAAGCAAGGAAGGGAUACUUUGCAUUGUUCCAAAAAAUGAACAUUUUGUUGAGGAACUGAAAGCUACUCUCCAGGAAAAAUCUUUUAAUUUUAUUCUCCCUGAAGUAAUUUGCCUGAAAAUGGAUGACAAACUGGAUCAUGACCGGUCUUUAUAUUGUGUGUGUAGAAGUCCAAAGUUUGGACACAUGAUCUUUUGUGAAAAUGAGACUUGUAAAACUAAAUGCUAUCAUUACACUUGUUUAGAUAUAGCCAGGCAGCCAAAGGGCCCAUGGUUUUGCAAUGAUUGUAAGAAAAUGAAGUUGAUAUAGGCAUAUGAUAAAGUUUAAGUUUAUAACAUAUAACAUAUCCCUGUAUUGUAUAUUUCCAGUAUAUUCUUCUAUCUCCAAUACAUAUACUAUGUUAAUAUUUUUACUGAGUAAAAGGGUUUUUGAUACCAAAUUAAGCUAACUUUUGUUUUGUCAGUUUCAACUCAAAAGAUGAUUUUCAAUUUUGCCUAUUCUCAAAUAUCUUUUAAUUGCAUUUGGUCACUUAGCUAGAUUAAAUUUGAUUUUGCCUCAAUAUUUUCCCUUUUUAAGAAUUUUAGGGAAAAAAUGGGCCACAACACUUUUAUUCAAAUUUAUAAUUGCUGAUAUAACUACCAUUACAUUGUCCAAUAAUUUCACUUGUGAUAUCUGUACUGUACUUUGUAAUAAGCGAAACUUUUUUAAGUGUCCUAUGACUCGCUCAACAUGUAUCCUCACAUUAGAUACCUGCCUUGAUUGUUGAACAUCUCUUCCUGGUAGCUGCUGUUUCCCCAUUGUAAAUUUGGUAGUUUUAGAUAUGCUCACCGAGUUCAUCCGCUAUCAAAAAGCCUCUGUCUAGCAAUAUGCAAUCUCCAUAAUUUAGUUUAUCCAAAAAUCAUGAUUCAAGUGUUAUUUGCUUGUCAGAAACACGACCACCCCAACCUUCAGAAAGAAAAAUUACUGCUCCCGCAGGCGUUAUCCCUAUCAAAUACUUCAUAGGAUUGUUAUGUUUAUAGUUUGACCAAGUUUGUGCCAGUGCAGUUAGAUUCUUUGGUCUCUCUAUGAAAAUUCCGCGUUUAUAUAUUUCUUGAUCUUAAUUCACUCUCCAUGUUGAUCAGAUUAUUCUUAAGCUCUGCCACUUCAUCAGCCAGGCUGAUCUCACAUUGAACACCCACAUCAUUACCUUGAAAGCCUCUUCUGCCUCUCCUACACUGCUUUCAGAGCUCGAAUUUUCCAGUGCAUCAAUUUUCCAGGCGGAUGAUAACUUCUCUCUUUUGCUUUUUAAGAUUUUAUACCUAGCUUUCUUUUUUAUUUGCUUUGAAAUUUUCUCUUUUUCUGACUGUGAUGUGUGCGCAAAUAUUGUUGGAACCCAAUUAGGUUGCUCUGGGUCAUCUGAUCUUUUCCCUACGAUACACAAAUAUUUAUCAAUAUUAAUUUUAAAAAUGACCGGUAGAACAUCAUUCAAAGAAAAAUAUACAAACCCAAAAUAGUGUUGUGCCCUACCACUGGUAGCACCAGAAUUGUUUUGUGAUGGAAGGACUUCAACUGGGGAGGGGUGCUGAAAUAUCUUCCUCAUGCCCUGACCUGACAUAAUCAUUUUUUUUGAGUCAGGUUCUCAAAAAGAGCAAAUUAAAGGGUUUAGCAAACUCUUGACUAGCAAGGACAGUUUUCUGCUCAUGUGUUUUUUUGGAGACAUUCUGUACUUGAUGCGAGCGUUUCAGAAAAAGCUACAAGUAGAUGGCUCAAGCAUCACAGAUGUUGUUCUAGAAACAAAUAGAUUAAUUGCAAAGCUGGAGAAUAUCAAUUAUCGCCCACUUUUUGGUUGCUGGGAGGAGAAAUUUUACGACAAUUCUGAUCAAGUUGAUAAUAUACUCUUUGGGACAAUUUUGUGGCAGAAAGAGCAACACAGGAAUAGAAAAUAGAAACUUGUUUGUAUCCGAAACAAACGCUUUUCUGGCAAUCAGGGUAGAAGUCUUGUUGCAUUUGCAGACAUUAAUGGAAAAAUGGCUUGAUGUUGAUAAUCGGGCAAAGAAUACAAAAGCUUACAGCCAAUGAAAAUUAUAUUGCCAUGUGCAAUAGAUGCCUCAGUUGCACAUGGCAGACCAAUAUUUACUUAGAGAUUUGAUAUCAUUUAAAAUUCUUCCUCUCUGCUGAUGACACAAAUCGUUUGCUUUGAAUCAGCAACACUUGAAAAGCUUACUAGGAAGGUUAACAAAAAACUAAAAUAUGUCAAUCAACUCUGUAAGACAAAGUAAAACCAACUUUAUAUUUUUAUUCUUCCUCAACUUUGCUAGAAAUUAAAAUCGAAAUAAGUAAAAAGCACAUUUCCAAGGUAAAAUCCAAUAAAAUACAAACACAUCAAAUUUUCUACGAAGGUGUUACUUGCUAAGGAAAGAAAGGCAUU
Molecule: messenger RNA, 24018 nt
Organism: Rhopilema esculentum
Lineage: Eukaryota; Metazoa; Cnidaria; Scyphozoa; Rhizostomeae; Rhizostomatidae
Source: RefSeq, a predicted model, not a curated record